Oreochromis aureus is the source of this 1011-nucleotide messenger RNA. RefSeq lists its product as uncharacterized. The transcript is spliced from 6 exons. Gene Ontology annotation, biological process: negative regulation of T cell proliferation; cellular response to lipopolysaccharide; T cell costimulation. Gene Ontology annotation, cellular component: external side of plasma membrane. The coding region runs from base 26 to 883 and encodes 285 amino acids. The record is from RefSeq and is a predicted model, not a curated record. Lineage: Eukaryota; Metazoa; Chordata; Actinopteri; Cichliformes; Cichlidae.
UGUCAUCCAGAGAGGCAGACAACAUAUGAAGCUCAUUAGCAUCAUCUACCUCAGAGUUGGUCCUCCAAAAGGCCGUGGUGUAGAUCCUGUUUUCUUCAACACAGUGGACUCUGCAGCAGAGGUACCUGACUCACAACAGGACCCUCUUACAGGCACAGAUCACAAAAUCAUCACAGUUGAGUCUGGACAGGACGUCACUCUGACAUGUCGAGCUCAAGCCCACAUUGUCAUAGUUGUAGAGUGGAGCAGAACUGACCUGGAAGAUGAAGAACUUGUCCUUUUAUAUCAGCAUGGACGACUUGUUCCAGAUUACCAGCAUCCAUCUUUUGAGAACCGGGUGGAUCUGAAGGACAGACAGAUAGCUGAUGGAGACGUGUCUUUGAUUCUGAAGAAUGUGAGACAAGAUGAUGCUGGAACAUACGAGUGUCGUGUCAUCCAGAGAGCUGGAAAACCUUUGAAGCUCAUCAGCAUCAUCAACCUGAGAGUUGGUUCUCCAACAGGCCGUGGUUCAUUCAACACAGUGGAUGAUGCAGCAGAGAUACCUGACUCAAAACAGGACACUCUUCCAGGGCCAGUGAAUAACACCUCUCCUCCAGCUACAGAUAUCUGUUGGUGUGCUUCAGUAUUUUCAUUCAGCAAACCAGCCUAUGAAAUGAAAGAAACAAAUCCUGACUGGGUUCCAACACUACACACGGGGCACUACGAAAUCCCUGCUUCAAACUACAUUCUACAUACCACCAUGCCAAUCAGAUUACUUCUUCCAUGUGUGGGUAAAAAGGUGACCCUCCUGGAUAAGAUGGCAAAGGUUUGCUGCGUUUUGGUGAACAUGUGCCCCAGUGUGGUAGUAAAACCAGGGAAAAAUGCUCUUGUUAAAUACUCUUAAGUCUUGUGCUGUUUAUGUAGUGAUAUGUUUUCAAAACAGACAGUAAAUUACAGAAUGCUAGUAGUAGGUGAUAUUAUUUAAAUGCUGUCAUGAUUUUAUGUAAACAUUUUAUGUAAACAUUUUGUGCA